CGGUAGCUUUCGUCUUUAGUCUCGCUUUAGCCUUCGUUGGCUGCUCGUCCACCGAAAACAGCAGUCCGUCGCGGAAAUACUGGACGAUCGAAUUAGCGUCAAAUGGUCGGAAUUAGGGUGGCGAAGGUGAAACGAGCCCUAAGCGUUUCCUGUCAAGAUCCAACGGAACUUUGAACGACAGAUGACCACGGUAUCGCGUUCGCAACGUGACACGAUACGAAAGCUUUCCAAGCGCUUAGAAAAAUGAUGUUACAACUUGCGUUCUGGCUACUGAUCGGUUUGCUCGUGGCUUGGCUUCUCCUGAACAACGUCGGAAGCGUCGUUAGAGCAUUCUGGGAAUUUCUCGUGCCGUUAAUCAACACGAAACCGAUCGAUCUGCGCAAGAAGUUCGGAGAAUGGGCAGUGGUGACGGGAUCCACCGACGGGAUCGGUAAAGCUUACGCGAAGGAGCUGGCCGCCAGAAAUUUAAACCUAGUGCUGAUCAGCCGAACCAAGGAGAAGUUGGAGAAGACCAGGGAAGAGAUUUUACAGGAGAAUCCGAACAUCGAAGUGAAGAUCAUCGUGACAGACUUUAGCGAAGGGAGAAAGGUGUACGGAAAGCUCGAAGAAGAACUAAAAGACGUACCUAUCGGUAUUUUAGUGAACAAUGUCGGUACCCAGUACAGCUACCCCAUGUACCUCGGCGAAGUUCCCGAGACCGAACUGUGGAACAUCAUUAACGUGAACGUAGGAGCGACCACGUUAAUGACACGAUUAGUCAUCAAGCAAAUGCAAGAACGCGGAAAAGGCGCGAUCGUGAACGUGUCUUCCGGUUCGGAACUGCAGCCAUUGCCAUUGAUGACUGUGUACGCCGCGUCGAAGGUGUACAUCAACAGCUUUUCCGAGGCGCUCAGAGUCGAGUACUCUCGAUUCGGGAUAACUGUACAGCACUUGACGCCAUUCUUCGUCAAUACGAACAUGAACGCGUUCAGCGAUAGACUGCAGGUGUCCAGCGUUUUGGUACCGAGCGCAACAACGUACGCUAAAAACGCAAUCACCACGCUUGGAAAGGUAGACACUACUGCUGGCUACUGGGCCCACGGGAUCCAAAAGAUUUUUACUCUACUUCCACCGAGGCAGCUCAGAAUUAAACUUGGCAUGUUACUAUCUCGGAGUUUCAGGCUGGAGUACUUCAAGAAACAAGCAUAGAUCCUCGUCUACCUUUAUCGUUUCAUUUAGAUCUCCAUAUACUAAUUCACAAACCAAAACGCGCAACAAAUGUACUAAUUUUCUUAUUAAAGUUUGAUCCUGACACGUCGUCGAUCGUGAACAGCGAACGAUUAGAUUUUAAGAAUGCAAACUCCUUUGCGAAUGCAUUUGAAACUGUACGACUACGAUAGGUUUUCUAAACAAAUAAAGAACAUUGUUUUCCUUUG
Messenger RNA from Hylaeus volcanicus, 1415 nucleotides. RefSeq names its product inactive hydroxysteroid dehydrogenase-like protein 1. NCBI's taxonomy places the organism in Eukaryota, Metazoa, Arthropoda, Insecta, Hymenoptera, Colletidae. Gene Ontology annotation, molecular function: oxidoreductase activity. Gene Ontology annotation, cellular component: endoplasmic reticulum. The transcript has 5 exons. The record is from RefSeq and is a predicted model, not a curated record. Bases 244 to 1188 code for a protein of 314 amino acids.